AUGGCAGCACUCACGCAUUUGGAUUUAACUUACGUGCAAUAUACGCUGGACUCCCACGUCAGCUUUCUUCUGGCUCACGUCACGUUGUUGCCCUUUGUCACUCUCAGCGCAUAUGCUGCCUUGGUAUAUUUCAACAGAGACGCUGUUAUUCUCAACGCGUUCGCCGGACAGCUCGCCAACGAGGGGCUGAAUUUGGUGCUCAAGCGGUUAUUCAGAAUACGCAGACAAACUAUCGGCAAUGGUUAUGGUAUGCCUUCCUCUCACGCUCAGUUCGCAGCGUAUACAGCCACUUUCAUACUGCUACACCAGUACACUCGUCUGGGAAGGGUAGAUUUGCAGGCGUGGUGUGCUUGUGCCGUCGCUCUCCUCGUCGCUUACAGUCGACACCACCUCAGCUACCACACCACCAACCAGAUCAUCGUAGGCUGGGCUAUCGGUGCCCUUUUCGCAGUUUUCUACUUCAAUCUCACUGAGGUUUCGUGUGGGUUGCGUGUAAGAAGGAAGUCUCUGCUGGGGAAGCUGUGCGGGAUGCUGAGACAUACCAGGUUGUUCAUCGUGCAUACCCUUUCGCUCAACGAUCCAACACUAAGCAUUAGGCGGAGUUGA
Molecule: messenger RNA, 606 nt
Organism: Wallemia ichthyophaga EXF-994
Lineage: Eukaryota; Fungi; Basidiomycota; Wallemiomycetes; Wallemiales; Wallemiaceae
Product: Dolichyldiphosphatase
Exons: 3
Coding region: 1-606 (201 amino acids)
Molecular function (GO): sphingosine-1-phosphate phosphatase activity
Source: RefSeq, a predicted model, not a curated record